CAUGUGACUGUUUACAUCUGAGGGGAACAGAAUAGAGGCGUGAGUGUGUGAGCAGCGCAGUAGAGCACACACACACACACACACACACAUGCACACACACACACACACACACACACACACUCAUAACCAGAACAUGUAGAGUCUCCGAGCACCACACUCACACACUCCCGCAGACGCAGCAGCAGAAUGGAUCAGAGAUUAGGACACAGUCUGUACGCUGACAGCCCACCCAGCAGACCCAGAGAUGUGCUGGUUAAAUCAGCCUCGGCUUAUGCUGAUAUCCAAUGGGAACAGCCUCAUCAGCCUGAUGGGCCACACAGGGACCCGCUGCAUUACCCACACAGGGACAUUCUCCCUGUGGCCAGCUACGCCCCGCAGCCGGAUUAUAUGGAAGGGGACGAUGAUCUCAUCAAGCCUAAAAAGCUGAUUAAUCCAGUGAAAGCCUCUAAAAGCCACCAGGAGCUUCACCGAGAGCUGCUCAUGAACCACAAACGGGGUGUGGAGAAUAAGCCAGAGCUCCAGCGCGUGUUGGAGCAGAGGAAAAGGGAGCAGAUGAUCAAACAGAGGAAGCUGGAGGAGGAGGCCAGGCGGAAGAUCUCCCCAUUGGAGCAGGAGCUCCUCAAGAGGCACAAAAAACUAGAGGAGCUGGAGCGGGAGCAGGAACGGCAGGAGGAAUGCUCCCGCAGCACUCCAGAGUUCAUCAAGGUCAAAGAGAACCUGAGAAGGACAUCAUUCACAAGCUCUGGGGAGAAGGAGGUGUAGAGUGGAAGAUGCUCAUAGAUAUGAGCUAAUAACAUAGAGAUCGACCGCAGCCAUCUACAAAGCUUCUCUCUAGCUCUCUCUGUCUCACUCAAACCUGGCUCCACUGGACUAAACACUCACACUCACCCCUGAAAAGAUUCAAAAUAUUCAGAAACAAGGACACAGGAAUGUGACUCAUCAAGAAAGCAAGAGAGGCUUUCCUUUUCUCCAGAGAUGAACUUUCAGAAGACAUUGUGAGUGUGAAUGGCGGACGGUGUCAGAUGGAGUGACCAGGGUUCCAGAGAGCCACUGGUUUGACAGAGAGGUGCAAAGGCAGAAGUGUCUUUUAUUAACCUCUAAUAUCUUUAUGUACAGGCAGUCUGAAAACUCUAUCAGUAUUAAUGCAAAUCAUUGGUCUCACAACUGGCAAGUAUACAGCAAGUCCCAUAAACAUGAAAACACAUUAACACCUAUGUAAGGUAACACAAUACCAACUAUGUAAAAACAAUCGGCACAGGUCACUUUUGCAUCCAAUCAGACCCACUAAUAUGAAUGAAACUGGUGUACUGUGCAAAGGCCAGAGACCACCCUUCAGUCAAAAUGACCAUUAAGUACAAGUUACUCAUUUUGCAGAAUCAACAACUAAAUAUAAGGUCAAGUUUUUUAGCAUUUAAUGUGUGCACUUUUUCCCAUUAUUACAGAGUCCACUGGUUUUGGGAGACUUGCUUUCAGUUUCUGCAGGGAUAUUUUGCUACACCUCCAAAGUCUUAGAAGUUGGUGGCCCUUGUUGCUUUUCACAAUCCAAGUAAUCCCAAACCCAUUCAAUGAGGUCUGGACUUUGGGGUGGCCAGUCUAUUGUUCUGAGAACACCAACAACUUAUUUGUUUGAUUCUUCCUUUAUCCAUUUCUCAGUAAGGGCUUCUUGGCAGCUACAUAUCCUUUCAGACCCAUGCUGUUGAGUUGUCUUCUGAAAGUGGAAGGAUGAACAGAAAAUGUAGAUGUUUCCAGAUCUGAAGCAAGAGUGGAGCUUGAUUUUCUCCUCUCUUUCAACCAUUAAAGUGCAUUUUAUCUGAGGUGGACAGUUUUUGAUGGUCUACCAGGUCUAGCAUGGUUGUUUGGUUGCAAGUCAAGUUUUGAAAACUGCCCAUUCAUUUAACUUAUUUUGGUCACACUUUAUUUUGAUGGUCCACUGUAGAUGAUUUAUAGAUAAUCAGGCUGUCUUUAAGCAACAUUCAACUAAAUAUCUAUUACAUUCAACUGAACUUGAAGUUGAGUGUGAUAGAUUCUAUUAAAUCUAACCUCAAACCUAAACUCAACUUCAGUGCCUGGCUACACAUUAUUAACUUGUGGGAAUGAGAUCCUAAUACGUGGCUAUAACUUAGUAAGGUGUGGGAAUGAGAUAAUUCAGUCGUGGCCAUAACGUAGUAAGACGUGAAUAAGAUCAUGCUUUACAAAGUCUCGCUCCCACGCCUUACUAAAUUGUGGCCACAAAUUAGUUAUCCUGUUUCCAUGCCUUACUAAGUUGUAGCCAUGCAAUAUUUUAGAUUUAUACAGGAUGUCAUCAGCAGGGCUCCGUAAUCAUCUGUGAAUCAUCUGUAAAUAAAGCGUGACCAUCUAUAUUAACUUAAUCCAACUUCUUAUGCUGACUUUAUAUCAAGUCUCCUCAAUCCUAUCGCCUCGGAAAAUGAUAACUGGUACUCAAUGGCUGUUUUCAAAGGAAAUAAACAUUAUCUGACUUUUGCACAUUACUGUACAUAUCUGUCUACUAAGAACUGACAAGUGCUGAGAAAAUCGGACUUUUGCUGUGCUAAUUAAUUGGCAAUAGUCUUGCCAUUGUAAAGUAAUACAACCAUCUUCAUAAAAAUACAUAACUAUCAGCACAAGCCACUUUUUCUUUUAAAACUGUUUAUUUCACCAUUAUAUAAGAAGAAUGAAAGCGCAUGUAUCAUGUAUGUGCAAAACUUGUCCACUAUAAGUUGACAUGGGCUGAGAUAAACCUAAUCGUUACUGUGAUACCACAAUGAAUCAGUGAGGGUCUUGCUAUUGCACAAUGCUUAUCACUUUACAGCAGGAAAAACAGAAGAAUGUAUUUUUUGUAGAGACAGGGUGGAGCUGUUUUGUUCAUCUCUGCUCUUUCCAGUGCCUUUGUGAGAGCAAGCAGCCCUGACUGUUACUGCAUUUCAAUCAAUAUUACGCAAGGUGUGUUCUUUAUCAUCCUAGAUGGCUGAAAACUGUAACGCAUAGCUGCAUAUGGAGCGCUUGCGAGCAUGUGUGUGUGUGUGUGUUUAUGUGUGUGCGUGUGUGUGUGUGUGUGUACGUGUGAGAGGAGAGUGAGAAAGAUGUAUUUUCCAGCCGUUAAUUACAAUCGUUAAUUACUCAAUCACUGGUAGAAGCUCACACUGAUCAAACUGACUUCUUCUUCAUUUGUUUCUGAUACCUUGUCAAUAUUUUAGUAGCGCUUAUCAGAAUUGUUUGAUUGACACAUUAUGGGUUUUAAAGCACAAAUACAGUUGUGUGCAAGAGUUUCUAUGCCCCCGGCCAGGUCACGCUCCUGUUGAUUUGUGAGCAUAAGUUUCUCCACAGAGAACCAAAUAUGGCAUUUUCUACAAACAUUUUACAUAAAACAGAAUGUGCUGAAAUUUUUGCACAGGCCAUAUUUUAUGUUUAUUAUUUUUUCGAUGUGUUCAAUCCAUCAAAUAAACAGUAAUUGUGUAUUAAAUUAUGCAGAAGUAUGUCCUCUGCAUAGACUGUGUGCUUAUUUUCAUAACACAUAAUAUAACCGGGGUGCCUAAACCUUUGCAUACGAUUGUAUAAUUGGUUUUUGCCUCUAAUGAUCUCGAAAGCCAUUUAAAAUAACAAUCAAUAUGACAAAUCUGACAUGUGUUCGUAUUGGCAUUCUGAUUUCAUGUCGUUAUCGUUUUUGUUUUUUUGUUUUCAUAACAUUUCAGUAGCUUUAAAUCAACAAGGGAAGGCACAUAUACUUUGCUGUAAAAGGACAAAAGAAGUGUUAUAACUUUAUAUAAAAAUAAACUUGGACUAAUAUUGUAA
This is a messenger RNA of Pygocentrus nattereri (red-bellied piranha), 3789 nucleotides long. RefSeq names its product protein FAM107B. The transcript has 4 exons. Lineage: Eukaryota; Metazoa; Chordata; Actinopteri; Characiformes; Serrasalmidae. The record is from RefSeq and is a predicted model, not a curated record. Gene Ontology annotation, biological process: actin filament polymerization; regulation of actin cytoskeleton organization; actin filament bundle assembly. Bases 187 to 762 code for a protein of 191 amino acids. Gene Ontology annotation, cellular component: stress fiber; synapse; neuron projection.